CCCCGUUUAUAGCUGACAGCCGGACCUCACUGUAGCUCCCGUCGUUGUUAAACGUCGUGCAUUCACGAGAAGAAGGACUUGGAUAGACCCACGAAUCUACUUGAACCAGGGCCUGUGCAUAAGAGGUCACCGCACGAGGGCCCCCUACCGAGGAAGUAGGCCUGUGGGCCUGUCAGCGACACCAUGAAACGGCUUUACACGGAAGAGCAAGAGUGAGUGCAUUAGCAGCUGGUAGUGAGUUAGUCGGGGACGGUUGUCAGGGAGUACUGUACCAAGGACGGUUUAGAGGGUUAAGUUCUCCCGCUGAUCAAGGAUUAUAACACCAUGAGGAGACUAGAGGAGGAAUACAAUGACGCCCCCUAUGAUGAGCUGGAGGUGACCGAGGAGCCUCCGCCGAUGCUCAACAAGCCACAAUGCAUCUUACUCAACAUGACCUCGUUCGGCAUCAACUUUAUGGUGCUACUUCUGAGCGUUGAAGUGAUACCUGCUCAGGUUGAGGCGCUGGUGGGCGAUGGCGCUAAGGGCAGCACGUUCGGAGGAAUGGUUGCCGGAGGAGCAGCCUUGACCUUCUUCGUGAGCCCCGUGGUGGGGAUGGUGAGUGACCGGCUGACGUACAAGUUGGGGAAGAGGCGCCCUGUCAUGAUCAUCGGAACCAUCAUCCUCUGUUUUGGUCUGAUUGGCAUGGCGUUUAGCGCCCCACAGGUUAAUGUGCCCCAUAGGGAUACGAAGGGAUUGCUGGGAAACACGAGUCGCAUGUGUCAGCUGGACUUGGUGAAGGAGCGGUGCGCCCCCUACAUGAACCAGUCCAUACCUCCCAAGGAUUUCACUAACCCAUCUCAAUCCGGGAUCAUCGCAGACAAGAAGUCGCUCACGGAACCCGUCGUCGCAGAGAAACCCGGAAACUUGGGGUUGUACAUUACAUUCUUCCUGAUGGUGAUCUGUGCGCAAGCUGCCGUCACCGUCCCCUUCAAUGCCCUAGUGGCGGACAAGUCUCACCCUACACAGAGAGGUUUUAACUCCGGCGUGAUGGGCGCGAUGAUAUUGCUGGGGAAUGUGAGCGGUGCAGCGGCCGGUCUCAGCUUCACGCAUAUCGGCGUGAUAGGGAUAUACGGCCUGAUCCUAGGGAUCCUGGUGUUGUGUGUGACCGUGACUGUCGUGUCGACCAAGGAGUACCGGUCUAAGGAGGAGCUGGAACUACAACCACUUGGGUGCAAGCUUAUAUUCUGUGGAUUCUGGGAGCCUCUGAAAGAGCAUGAUUUCCGAUGGGUGUUCAUCACCAGGUUCCUCAUGCAGCAGGGCGUGGCUACCGUCACAGGAUUCCUGGAGUACUGGCUAGGAGACAUGAUACCACUGCCAAACUGCUGGACCCCCGCAACUUCUGUAUCCCUCAUGCUCCUCCCGAUGCUCUUCUCUGCUGCUAUCAGUUCUGUUAUAUUCGGAAUAAUAUCUGACAGAACAAACCGACGCAAAAGUAUAGUGACAACUGCAGCCAUAGUGAUGGGUUGCUGCGCGCUGACCGACGCCUUCCUCAGAGGCAACUACGCCUUCUACAUAGCUAUUGCCAUGGCGUUUGUAUUCGGUACCGGAUUCGGAGCGUUCCAGUCCGUGGACUUCGCACUUGUGAUGGACGUUCUGCCGGAAGAGAAGGACAAGGCCAAGGACAUUGCUGUAUGGCACCUGGCACUCAUUCUCCCCCAGGUCCUGGCCACUCCCGUGGGGGGAGUUGUGCUGGACAUAUUUGAGAGGGUCGACUGUGAGAUCGGGCUUGGUUAUAUCCUUGUAUUCGUAAUGACUUCUGUUUACUUCCUGCUAAGUGGACUCUUUGUCUUCAAGAUACGGAGGGCAAAGUAGAAAUCUUGAAUCUGGAUAUCAUUCACUUCUACCAGUUCGUGGAUGGAUUGCAUGGGAUGUUUAUAUUGUUUGUAUUAUAUGAUUGUCAGUCACAGUGUCUAAUAUAAUUUGACGCCACUUAUUCGAGGCAUUUGCAUGUCAGUGUAAAUAUAUACUACAAUGGGUUGUAGUCGUGUAAUGCGAUUAAGUCAGUUGUCAAGUUAUGUUGUACUUUCUAUACAUAUAAAUGGAACGGUUUUACAAGAAAUCUUAAUUGGACAUUCCUGCAGCUAAGAGACACACAGGGAGAUCAUUUUUAAAUGUGAUAGUAUUAUUGAUUUUUGUGUGAUUUUUAUGUCUUAAAUUCCAUAUGAUACUCUCGCCUACAUGUAUGCACGGUGUUUAAGGUUUUAACCAUAUCACUAUCCACCAUGCUGCCCUUCAUAGAGGUUGGAGGCUUGCCUGUCUCCGCCCUGUUCGGUAAUACACGCCCUAUUUAACGGAAUUUACUUUUAUAACCUCUUAAAUGAAAUUACAUUAAACUGGAUUCUAUAUUUCACGCGUGUUUCCACAUCUAUUAUCCUGUCAGUUAUUCUUAAUACAUACUAAGUCAAUAGAUGAUUGAAUUUACAGGUCCCGUCAUUUGUUUGGGUAAUUCCGAUUGGGCAGCGGACACGUGCUUGCAUCAAAUCAUGUUUGGCUUCGCGUUUUGCUCCCCUCCCCAAUAAAAUGUUUGACGGAGUAUUAUCAAAACAAGGCGGAGACACAUUGUAGACUUGGCAACCCAUGGCACUGCGCCCUGGCAUCGGGGAUAAUCUGGGCUUGUUUUACUGAAGUUGUUGGAAUGAUACUGAAAAUUGUGUUCACAUUUAGUGCUUUUUGAAUACAAUAUGCUUGUACGUAUAUCUGUUUCAACACAUUUAGAAGUCAGUACAAUGGGUAUUUGGUAGUCACAUUAGGAAAUAUCUCAUUACUUCGCUAUUCUAAAAUCGGCUUAAUUUGUUUUUAAAUGACCAUUUAUCGACGUGUGCUUACUUGCAAGUAUUGUCAAAGAGUUGAUUGUGGUGUUCUGAAUGACACAAGAAAUACCAAACGUUAUUUCCAUGAUAGUGUAUCAGAGUACAUGCAUGAAAUGUCUAUAGGACUAAACGUUGCUCUAUCGGGAAUGAUGUGCGCAACUGAUGGAAAAUACUUAAAUGCAUACGUCUGUAUUUUAUUGCAUCGCGAAGAUCUGUAUGCUACAUCAUAGAGGUCCAUAUGGAAGGGCCACGACAAAAAAACUCUGUAUGCUGUAUCAUAGAGGUCCAUAUGGAAGAGCCACGACAAAAAACUCUGUAUGAUACAUUAUAGAGGUCCAUAUGGAAGGGCCACGACAAAAAAAACUCUGUAUGCUGCAUCAAAGAAGUCCAUAUGGAAGAGCCACGACAAAAAACUCUGUAUGCUGCAUCAUAGAGGUCAUAUGGAAGAGCCGCGACAAAAAACCUCUGUAUGCUGUAUCAUAGAGGUCAUAUGGAAGAGCCACAACAAAAACCUAUGUAUGCUGCAUCAUAGAGGUCGAUAUGGAAGGGCCACGACAAACAACCUCUGUAUGCUGCAUCAUAGAGGUCGAUAUGGAAGGGCCACGACAAACAACCUCUGUAUGCUACAUCAUAGAGGUCGAUAUGGAAGGGCCACGACAAACAACCUCUGUAUGCUGCAUCAUAGAGGUCGAUAUGGAAGGGCCACGACAAACAACCUCUGUAUGCUACAUCAUAGAGGUCAUAUGGAAGGGCCACGACAAAACAAUCUGUAUGAUGUAUCAUAGAGGUCCAUAUAGAAGGGCCACGAUAAAAAAUCUCUGUAUGAUGAAUCAUAGAGGUCCAUUUGGAAGCGCCAGAAGCAUAAAAUAACACCUUAUGCUGUAUCCUAGAGGUUUCUAUGGAAGCGCCAGAAGGACACAGUAACACUUUAUGCUGUAUCCUAGAGGUUUCUAUGGAAGCGCCAGAAGGACACAGUAACACUUUAUGCUGUAUCCUAGAGGUGUCUAUGGAAGCGCCAGAAGGACACAGUAACACCUUAUGCUGUAUCCUAGAGGUGUCUAUGGAAGCGCCAGAAGGACACAGUAACACCUUAUGCUGUAUCCUAGUGGUUUCUAUGGAAGCGCCAGAAGGACACAGUAACACCUUAUGCUGUAUCCUAGAGGUUUCUAUGGAAGCGCCAGAAGGACACAGUAACACCUUAUGCUGUAUCCUAGAGGUUUCUAUGGAAGCGCCAGAAGGACACAGUAACACUUUAUGCUGUAUCCUAGAGGUUUCUAUGGAAGCGCCAGAAGGACACAGUAACACUUUAUGCUGUAUCCUAGAGGUGUCUAUGGAAGCGCCAGAAGGACACAGUAACACCUUAUGCUGUAUCCUAGAGGUUUCUAUGGAAGCGCCAGAAGGACACAGUAACACCUUAUGCUGUAUCCUAGAGGUUUCUAUGGAAGGGCCAAAAGGACAAAAGAAAAAACUACAUUGUUUCACAUUAUAUAACAUUAUUUCAACGAUGUUUAAGGUCGACAAUUUGACAACGCAACAUUGUCUUUCUAGUUUUUCACAGGAAAUCACUAAAGACCAUGUCAACUCGGUACAUAUCAACCAUGCACUGCCAUUAUGAUCCCCUAAUACUUGAGUUGUUGUUCCAAAGAUUGGCAUGAUGUGACCAAAGUUCACCUUAUGUGAGCUGAGCUGUCGUAGUUAUCAAAGUGCCUCAGCAGCACAAAUAAUAGACUGAUCACUUUUCUGGGAUUUAUUCAGUUUUUUGCAAUUUUCGGUACGAUAAAAUUAAAAUUAACAACAUAAGACUGAGGUUUGAUACAUUGACACUUAUAACUCAUCUAUCCCGUUUGGGUUUGGGGCACAUUAUGCAAGGUGAGAAUGCUUUAUGUAAAGAAAAUGAAAUCCAUGUACAUUCUGUUUCAGUGAAAUGCAGCUAGCGUUUACUAAUGAAAUGGCAAAACUGACUCAGUAUUAAGCUCUUGUCUUUGUUAAUUAUCAUAGUAAGAUAGUAUUAUUCUUAUAAUGAUAACUGUUACGACGAAUAAGCCACUUUUUAGAAUCACACGAAUGUCAUCGUUGUUAUUUAAGUUUAACUAGGUAUAUACCCCGCUGUGAUAUUGCAGGAAUAUUGCUAAAAGCGGCGUAAAAACCGUACUCACUCACUCACUUAUGAAGGUAUAAGAAUCAUUGGUGAAUGUCUUCAACGAAAUGUAAUAUUACUUUUUUGUACAUAUUGUUCUGUAGGAGGUAUUUCGGCUCCCUUGAUAACUUGUAUCAUCACGAUAUGUUCAUUGAACGUAUCAGGUUUAAUCACGAUGUGUUUUCAAUUAUCUUUGAACUUAUCAAGUUUAAUCACGAUAUGUUUUCAAUUAUCAUUGAACAUAUCAAGUUUAAUCAAGAUAUGUUUUCAAUUAUCAUUGAUCAUAUCAAGUUUAAUCACGAUAUGUUUUCAAUUAUCAUUGAACAUAUCAAGUUUAAUCACGAUGUUUUCAAUGAUCAUUGAACAUAUCAAGUUUAAUCACGAUAUGUUUUCAAUUAUCAUUGAACAUAUCAAGUUUAAUCACGAUGUUUUCAAUGAUCAUUGAACAUACCUAAACAGCAACAUGGCGUCUGGUUUUGUGAGACUCCCAUUUGCGUUAUGAUAAUUCUUAAGUUUAUGUGUGAGUAUAUUGAUGACUACCCGUUCUGCUACUCAUAUGACGGUUGUUAGGGUCACACACAUGUCAGUUACUACUGGAGAAGAACAGGAUACACAUGUUAAGAGCCUUUCUAUCAUGAUCCCGUUUUUUUGUGACUCACAUCCUGAUUCUGAACCAUUGAAGGCCAAGCGAGGGUUCACUGUACAUAGUUAAAAGGACAUACUCAUAUACUUAAGUUAAUUGUAUUCUGUUGUCUCAUCCGAUGGUCACAAUAUUGUCUCAACAGCUGACGUGUUAGGAAUAUACAUGUACAUGAAGGUAGCUGUUACUGGAUUUCAUUAUGCAUUUUAAAUCGUAAUAUGUCGAUGACAACGUACAUGUAUCUUCACAGUUCUUGACAUGGAUGUAUUUUGCAAUAAAUACAUAUAUAUAUCACCAA
This is a messenger RNA of Haliotis rufescens (red abalone), 5924 nucleotides long. RefSeq lists its product as uncharacterized. The transcript is spliced from 17 exons. NCBI's taxonomy places the organism in Eukaryota, Metazoa, Mollusca, Gastropoda, Lepetellida, Haliotidae. Gene Ontology annotation, molecular function: transmembrane transporter activity. Gene Ontology annotation, biological process: transmembrane transport. Bases 325 to 1851 code for a protein of 508 amino acids. The record is from RefSeq and is a predicted model, not a curated record.